UGUUUACAGUGCUUUUAGACUGGAAAUUACGUUAAAAAGGGGACGUUGUCUACAAAAAGAAAAUACGGAAUGUGCGUAGGCAACUCGUGUGUGUGCUGAACAUAAACAACAAUUCAAAUUAACUGUUCUGCGCUGUGUGUUAAGUAAUUGCUGCUGCUGCUGCUGUGUUACAGCUGCCCCAAAAGGUGAACGGGUGGCAAGGACGAGAACAAGGACGAUAGGAGAGGAAAUCCGGACGCUGCCAUACAAUGGCCACGUGCAAUCAAAGUCUGAAUGACAACUGUGGCAAUGCAACAUCAGCAACAGCAAUAUGCCUAGCUGCCUCCUCGUCGUACAUCAGCCUCAAUGUGCUGCCCGACGAGAUACUCGAGUUCAUCUUCACCUAUCUGCCGCCCUAUGGCGAUCUGGAGCACUGCAGUCUCGUCUGCAAGCGCUGGCAGCUAAUUGUCAAGAAUCUUGUGCGGCGCUCGCAAUUAAACCUGGAGAAGGGUUUGGCCGAUUUUCGUUUGCGCUGGGAGGUUUAUUCGCAGCAAACGGCCGCCUCCUUGGAGGCCAACAGACCAAACAAUAGAUCACAAUCGGGCUCACAACCUAUGCCAAUAAUAGCCGGACGCUUUGCCCACUCCACGGUGCGUCUGGCCAAUUCGAUGUAUGUGUUUGGCGGCGGCUCCUCAUCCGAUACGACCUUCAAUGAUUUGUGGCGCUUCGAUUUGACGCACAUGCGCUGGUCCCGUCCACUUGCCACCGGUACAUAUCCGUCGCCCAAGGGCAGCGCCUCAAUGGUUGCGUGGCGUGACAAACUGGUGCUGUUCGGUGGGUGGCGUUAUCCAUCGCUGCAUCCACCUUAUCAGCCAUGGUGUCUGUUCGACGAGCUGCACUACUACGAUCUCGUCAAGGAUCGUUGGUUGGCGCGCAAUUCGUUGCCCUGCCCACCGCCGAUGGCGGGUCAUUCGGCCAGUGUGCACGCGAAUCGAAUGAUUAUCUUUGGCGGCUAUCAGAUCAAGGACGAUGUCAAUGUCAAUUCGAAUGAUACCUGGGUGCUGGAUCUGGCCGAGCAGCGCUGGUGGCAGCCACUCUUUGUGGGCAAUACUCGUCCGGCGCCGCGAUACGGUCAAAUCCAAGUGGAGCUUGACAAACAGCAUCUGCUCAUCGUUGGCGGCUGUGGCGGUGCCAAUCGGGUUUAUACAGAUGCCUGGCUGUUGGACAUGACGAGGGACGCUUGGUCCUGGAAACAGUUGAGUGUGCGCAACAAACACUUUGGUGCCGUGCACAUGUGGUGCAAUCCCGGCUGUCGGGUCAACAAUUAUCUGGUCGUCGUCGGCCCAUCACCAAAAAUGCCGCUCGACUUUCAAAUCAUGAAGCAGAGCCGGGUGCCCGCCAUUGGCGGCAGUGGUCUGCGCUAUGCUGGUCUCGGCCAGGCGCCAGCGCCACCGCCGCCACAGCGUGUGCCGGUGCUACUGCCGGAGCGUAGGCCAGGCCAGCCAGCCAAUCCGCGGGAUCAGCAGCGUGCAGUGCGUUUGGGCGGCGCUGCUUUGGCGCCGCAGGAGCAAUAUUUGGCUAAUCGACGGGCUAUCCUCAACCAGCACAUGCAGCAGGCCCAGCAAUUCAUGCACAACAACAAUGUCAACAACAACAACAAUGGCAGCGGCAACAACAAUCACUAUCAGCCACGCUCAGGACGACUCAGUGAUUUGCAUUCACCACCUGCUCCAGCAGCAGCAGCAGUACCUGCUGCACCUGCUCCUGCAGCAGCAGCCGAUGGGGAUGCGGAUGCCGCACAGCGACUGCAACGUAAUCUGGCACUGCGUUGUCGCGACAAUGAACCGCUGCUACCCAAACGCUUUGACGAACACUACGAAGAUCCUUUUCGCAUGGCCGCCUUCAAUGUGCCCGGUCGUUCGCGGAGUGCGUCGCGAGAUCACAGCGAACGCAUCCGUCGCAUGGAGGAGAAAAUGAAUGCCAUACGCAAUUCGCGACGCAGUGCACCCGCCCACGUCGAGCCGCAAACGUUACGUGCCCCCUCCCCCAAACGUCUACGCUGCAAUGUGCAAUCCCUGUUCGUCUGCGACAUCUCCAGCCUACUCCAGCCGGAUCCGAACUGUGAACCCGGUCUCGACUGGGUGGAGUAUAAGAAUUUUGGUGUGCUAAGCGGUGCACCCGAUCGCCUCAUACUGUCCAGCCUGAUAGCGGGCAAUGGGGAAUUGAUUCUAUUUGGGGGCGUUCACAAGGAGACGUUGACGGACAUCACCCAUCAUGUGUCCAAUUCCAUACACUUUUUGAGUGUACCACGUGAUAUUAUCUAAGUGCAGGCACCCAAUGCCAUAACUACACACACAUACACACACACAUACUCACACAUGCAUAUUUAAUAUUGUAAUCCUAAGUUAUUUGCUGUUUACUUCCGCAUCAUUUUAAAGACAUUAGUUGCUGCCUUUAGACAUUAAAAUUGUAUAAUAUGAUUACUAUUAUUAUUAUUAUUAUUAUUAUUAUUAUUAUUUGCACACAUGCUGAUUAAACCAAGUCGAAAUUUAA
Drosophila grimshawi is the source of this 2532-nucleotide messenger RNA. It is a transcript of the gene Fbxo42, whose product is annotated as F-box only protein 42. The transcript is spliced from 3 exons. Bases 249 to 2303 code for a protein of 684 amino acids. Gene Ontology annotation, molecular function: protein binding. NCBI's taxonomy places the organism in Eukaryota, Metazoa, Arthropoda, Insecta, Diptera, Drosophilidae. The record is from RefSeq and is a predicted model, not a curated record.